Entamoeba dispar SAW760 is the source of this 1524-nucleotide messenger RNA. RefSeq lists its product as uncharacterized. The record is from RefSeq and is a predicted model, not a curated record. The transcript has a single exon. Bases 1 to 1524 code for a protein of 507 amino acids. NCBI's taxonomy places the organism in Eukaryota, Evosea, Mastigamoebida, Endamoebidae.
AUGAAUAAAUGUAGAUUAGAAAAUCUGUUCCUUAGAAAUGUAUUGUUUUAUCUCCCAAAUUUAUAUGAAAUAAUGAAAUUUGAAAGUGUAUCAAAAUCAUGUCAAAUAGCAAUUGUUUCAGUAUAUAUUCAUCCAUAUCAAUUAACCAAGAAAUAUCCAUUUCAAACAAUUAUUAAAAUAUUUCCAAAAUUACAAACAAUUUAUUUUAAUCAACCACAUGUAAUACCAAAAAGAGUUGAAUUAAAAAAUAUUGAUAACUUUGAAAUUGAAUGUUGGAACGAACACUUAGGAUUUGGUAUAUUUUCAAAAAAAUGGUUUGGAAAUAAAGUAAGAUCUAUUCAUGUUAAUAAAAUGAUUGCAAAUAUUAUUUCAUUAUCAAAUAUUAAUUAUACUAAAUUACAAAAAGUUAUUGUUGAUAGUUCAGUUACCGUUGAAUUAAUUCAUUCAAUUAUUAACAUUGAAUCAGUUCAACGAAUAAUUUGUUAUUUAAAUGAUGAAAGUUCAUUUGAAUUAUUAUGUGGUAUUGUUCAAACAAAUAAUGAAGAAAGAAAAAAAACAUGUCAUUCAGUUAUAUCAAUUUCAAUUGUAUUUCAUUCAAUAUGUAAUGAAAAUAUUAUAGGAUCUUUAUUAAAUAAAAAACCUACAAACAUGUCAAUUGCAUUAUUUGGUAAAAAGUUAUGGAAUGAUUUAUCACAACAUAUUAUUUGUUUUCCUUCACAAAAUAUAUGUCGUUAUAGAAUAAGUCCAACACCAGUUGAAAUUUAUGAUUCUGUUCAAUUUAAAUUAAUUGAUCCUGUUAUUAAUCAUAUCAUUACAGAAAAUAUUUCACGAGCAGAAAUAUUAUUUAGUAAUAAAACAAGACAAAGAAAAAAUGAUUUCUCUAACUUAAUUAAUUUAAAAACAUUAAUUAUUGAUUUAGCAACAUCGGAUAUUAUACUUCCAACAUCUUUAAUUCAACUCUCAUUGUCAAGGUGUAAAUGUUUUAUUCAAUUUGGUUCAUCUCAAUUAACUCGAUUUAUUUUAGAUAAUUGUGAAUGUAAAGGAACUCUUGACAUAUCAUGUAUUACAACUUUAAAAGUUCUUAAUGAUAAAAGUCAUUUUAAUUUUAUUAAAAAUGAGACAAAUUAUAAACGAGAACUACCUAUUGAUCUCACUACUCUUAUUAGUCUUCAUCUUCCUGAUAGAUGGUUUGUAUCAAGAAAAGUAGUUUUACAAAUAAAUAAUAUUUCAAUUUGUUAUCCAACAUUUGUAAUAAUACAAAUAGAAAAAGGAGAAAUGAGUUUUAGAGGUAUUGGAAGAGAGCCAAUAACUAUUCAUAUGGAAAAAUUUAAUUUUUAUAAUUUAAAUCUAAAAGAAACAAUAAAUAUUAAAGAAUUUAUUGUUGGUGAUAUUACAGGAACACUAAUUAUUAAUCGAGAAAAUAAGAAUUGUAAUUUUAUAUGCAGGUAUGUGCAUUAUUAUGAAGGAGAACAUCAUUUAAAGUCUUUCCAUUAUGAGAAAACUGAUGAAAGAAAUGUAAUUUAA